Staurois parvus is the source of this 417-nucleotide messenger RNA. The record is from the annotation of a GenBank genome assembly. Lineage: Eukaryota; Metazoa; Chordata; Amphibia; Anura; Ranidae.
UACCGUGAUAGGUUGCCACCCAUGAAAUUUCCUUGCUACUAAAUAUUCCACGGUCAACUGUUAGUGGUAUUAAAACAAAGUGGAAGCAACUGGGAACAACAGCUACUCAGCCAUGAAGUGGUGGACCACGUAAAAUGACAGCGGGGUCAGCGCAUGCUGAAGAGCACAGUGUGCAGAAGUCACCAACUGUCUGCAGAGUCAAUAGCUAAAGACCUCCAAACUUCUUGUGGCCUUCAGAUUAGCACAACAACAGUGUGUAGAGAUCUUCAUGGAAUGGGUUUCCAUGGCCGAGCAGCUGCAUCCAAGCAUAACAUCACCAAGUGCAAUGCAGAGAAUCAGAUACCGUGGCGUAAACCUUGCCACCACUGGACUCUAGAGCAAUACUUGCCUGACUGCAUUGUUACAAGUGUAAAGUUU